Messenger RNA from Trichoderma citrinoviride, 762 nucleotides. RefSeq lists its product as hypothetical. The record is from RefSeq and is a predicted model, not a curated record. The transcript has 4 exons. Bases 1 to 762 code for a protein of 253 amino acids. NCBI's taxonomy places the organism in Eukaryota, Fungi, Ascomycota, Sordariomycetes, Hypocreales, Hypocreaceae.
AUGACCAACGGCUUUAAAACGCUGCCAUCGUCGGUGCAGCUGGAAAAGCCGGUCAAAGCAAUUUUGCGAAGCGUGUCGAAAGCGCCUCGUCUCAGGGAGAUUGGCUGUGAGGUUGCUGUGGCUGAUGUACUCGAUUAUAAAGCGCUUGCUCAGACAAUUGGAGAUGCAGCUGCCGUCCAAAUGCGCCAAGGAAUUGAGAGCAUCGCAAGGGCCCUCGAGCAGACGCGGCCGACGUCAUGCUCCACCUUGUGCCGUAUAUUCGAGGAGCGGCUCAGCAAACUCCAAGCUCACAAGGUGCUUCUACGAUCGGCUGAGCACAUACAAGGAUGGAGUCGUGCUAUUUCUAAAGCUCUAAAGUUGGGCAGACUUGCAAGCUUUCAAGAUCCUCUGGACAUGCCUUUUUCGACGGUUUUCGCCCCUGGUGUUGGCGUGGUCGCCGCUGACAUCUUCCUGCGACCAGCCAGCGGGGUGGAUGUGAAAAAUGUCCACGUUGAGAGGGAGCGUCGAUACAGCGCCAGCGAUGGGGCGAAGGCCCUGGGGGAAAUAUUGCGCCUAAUAAUCACGGCGCAGGCGGUGCUGCGCUCACAAUGGAAGACAGCUUUCGAGAGCCUUAUGAGCGCAAGCCUCGCUGAACUUCUCAUCAAGGCUGAUGACGCCCAAAACAAAGGCGGCUUGGUUGACGUCGAGCCAAAUGCAAAUGAAGUUCGCUAUGGGACGACGGAAUUACCUCAGGCACUGCGUCCGCUGAUUCAGCCUCAGUAA